AUGGACCCGAUCCUCCCUUCAAGAACAGACCUCGAGAGGAGACGACUAGAAUCAACAGUCGACCAAGACCUCGAUACCUUAUCGCUUGCCUCUUUGAUCACUUCCACUGAGUCUACGGCCACCGCAGACCCACAUCAUGAUUCCCUCACCUCGAUUUCUUCCAUCGAAUAUCCCAGAGCGUUCGGAGAAGGCGACACAGGUCGACCUGAUCCAUCGAUUCAUCCAACAGCUUACAGACCUCGUGACAAUUUCAGUCGGGGUCUUCAUGGAACUCCUAGAGCUGCGCAUCGGCAGUCGUCUGCAGCCAGUAGAGUAAGCAAUCUCGCAGACAGCCCUGUGUCGACUGCCGGACACCAUGUUAGCGCCGUCACGCUUGGCGAGGGCAUCUACAGGACCAAGCGUGAUGCAGCAUGGGAAAGUGGUGACGAGUUUGAUCCGGAGCGUAGUCUAGGGAGACUCGUAGGCGAGCUCGGCAAAGCCAUGCGCUUAUCGCCACGUCCAACGUCGCCCUUCGCCGUCAUGUCGCCGCCGCGAUCACCCCGGUCUCCUUCGCCUUUGUCGUCACUCCAGCAUCAGCAGCAGCACAACUUAUCCCUUACUUUGAAUCGCAACGAUCCUCUACCUUCUCCCCCCUCUUCCCGGUCAGCAUCUGGGUCCGGAGACGAGUAUGCAAAGCAUACCCAGGGCAGCAGACGAGCCUCGUCUCGAGCGCCUCUAGGCGAAACCACACGGCACAAUCAUGAGGUUGCAACGCGAGUCUGGGGCAAGUUUGAGAAUCUUGAGAAGGAACGAAGACCUGCCUCUGCCCCUGCCAGGGCUUUCGACGGGGACCUAACUAGGAUGACCGGGUUGUUGGAGACUCCGGCCAAGGGUGGCAAGUUUGGCUCGUUGGAUAAGAACGUAAACGUCGGCAGCGAAGAGCCAGGGGCCAGCAUACCGCAAGCUCUUGCUUCGCUUCAGGCUCGAUUACGAGCGCUAGAGACUGAGGCGUCGUUGUCCCGUCGAAGGGUGAAGGAGCUCGAAGACGAGUUGGACAGGGCUAGGGAAGAAGUGCAUUCAGCCCGGAAAAACGGCGAUGGCAGAUUGAAAGAGGCGAUCCAGGAGAAGACGGCCCUGGAGGAUCUCACUCGCUCGCUACGAUCCCACCUGGCUCGACUCACAUCCCAGUUGGAGGAACAGAAGGCUCUUGUAGCGAGUUUAAAAGAGACGGAAAGUCGACUGGCUUCAGCACGAGUAGAUCGGUCUGUCAGCGAUGAGCUCGCUGCUUUACGACGGGAAAUUGAACGCCUGAGCCGAGAGAUCCAGCGUCUCGGUGGAAUUGUGGAGCAAGGUCUCGAGACACGGCGUCAAGCCCGCGAGGAGCGUACCGUGCGGAUGGAACACGACGCCACUCGUGUUGGCCAAGAAGCUGCACGACACCCUGAGCGGUCAAUCAGAACCCCAAACAACGAGUUGCACCGGGUCGCCAAAGACUACGAACGUACUGUGCGGCUGGAACACGGCGAGGCUACUCGUGUUCACCAUGACGAUGACGAGUCGCAACGGGUCGCCAAAGAUUACGAACGUAAUGUGCGGCUGGAACACGGCGAGGCUACUCGUAUUCACCAUGACGAUGACGAGUUGCAACGGGUCGCCAAAGAUUACGAACGUACUGUGCGGCUGGAACACGGCGAGAUUACUCGUGUUCACCAUGACGAUGACGAAUUGCAACGCGUUGCCAAAGAUGUGGAACGGAGACAGCGGUCUGCGAGCACUGUGCCACCCACGCCUGGACCGUCAAAACUCCGACAAGGCCUGCAUGCUGCUGCUGCUGAUCCAGUGACCUUGAUGCCGCCCUCGGCAGCUCCUGCCAGUCGAAUCCAGAGAGCGCCCGCUCUCACUUCCCCGGCAUCGGACGAGGAAGUCGCUACUCCUGCGAAAUCUUCGCGUCGCGUUUCUGGCACAAAGAAACAAGCAUUGAAGUCCUCUCGCAAGAGUCGACCCUUGACGCAUGAAGAAGGUCCUGAGAGCCCCUUCCCCUCCAUUCGGGCAGAAGACGAGGAAGAGUUUUUCGCUGCUCUGGACCGGCCGGGUUCGCCGAUGAGAAGACAAGAGGCGACAAGCAGUCGAGCGACUCGACGAUCUCCUCUGGCCAAUGAUAGAGAUUCGGUCCGUCCACAGACUGUCUUGGCUAGAGUCGUUCAGGAAUUGGAGGAUGACUUUAAGCAUUACAAAGCAAUCUAUGCAGAACUUGCAGAUCAAUACAAGAUCAUGGAUGCUGCCUCGGCAGUCACCAAACGCCAUGUCCUGGCUGAGCAUCUGAAGGAAGUCAUCGACACGAUCGAACAAAAGGCCGACCAAAUCGCAGCACUAUACAAUGUCCUCUCUGUUCAGGAUCGAGCUGUGCGAUCUGGAGAAAUCGGAGGAUUUGCCGGUGUCAGCAAGAGUGUCCCGGACAUUCUCAGAAUGGUUCGCGAGACGAUCGGAGAGGAAGGGAUGAAGCGACUCGAGCGGGAGGGUGUGGGACGGAGAACCACUGCGGAGGUAUGA
Messenger RNA from Kockovaella imperatae, 2529 nucleotides. RefSeq lists its product as hypothetical. Bases 1 to 2529 code for a protein of 842 amino acids. Lineage: Eukaryota; Fungi; Basidiomycota; Tremellomycetes; Tremellales; Cuniculitremaceae. The transcript is spliced from 6 exons. The record is from RefSeq and is a predicted model, not a curated record. Gene Ontology annotation, molecular function: microtubule binding.